Messenger RNA from Pedinophyceae sp. YPF-701, 840 nucleotides. The record is from the annotation of a GenBank genome assembly. Lineage: Eukaryota; Viridiplantae; Chlorophyta; Pedinophyceae.
AUGGUGUGGCCGUUCGGCGGCAGGAGGAAGGCCGCGUCCACGACGGCGGACUCAGGUGCCAAGGCGAUCUCUGCCGCGGACGAGGGCCUGCAUGAGGAGGCCUGGAGCGACGGGAAACAGGAGGUCAAAGUGUACCAGCCGGAGGGGCUGAUGUGCCUCGUGCAGGUCCGCGCGCGCGUCCCGCUGUCCCCGCAGGAGAUCUUCGACAUCCUCACCUCGGACACCAACCAAGAGGUGUUUCGCAACAUGGUGGGCAUCAAGUCGCGGAAGAUCCUCGAGGACGACGGGCGCGGGCGCAUGAAGCUCCAGCUCGAGCAGGAGGGUCGCUGGCGCUUCCUGAUGUUCCGCGGGAAGUUCCCCGUCAACCUCCUGGUCGAGCAGGACCGCAACAAGGGCUUCAUUAAGUUCCGGCUGCUCAAGACGGGCUUCAUGAAGGUGUUCGAGGGGGAGUGGGAGCUCAAGCACUACACGCACCACAACGUCGAGCUCGCGCGCCAGAAGGACACCGUGCAGGCGGCCGCGAGCGGCAAGCGCCGCAAGGGGGCGCCGGUGGCCGCGGCGCCGGGCAAGGACUCCCAACACAAGUUCGGGAUGCCGUCGCUGGACCUGUCUGGCCUGCCGGGAUUCCUGCGGCCCGCGGCUGCGAAGCGCGACACGCUGGUGACGCUGCGGCAGUCGCUGAAGCCUGCGGUGACCCCGCCGCCCCCCCUGGACUCGUACGUGCGGCGGAUCUCGGCCAAGGUGACGCGCGAGGUCAUCGAGGACCUGCAGAAGGAGGCCGAGCGGCGGAGAAAGAAGGAGCGAGCCGCGAAGGCCCAGACAGCCGCAAAGUCGGCAUGA